Messenger RNA from Quercus robur (English oak), 462 nucleotides. RefSeq lists its product as uncharacterized. The record is from RefSeq and is a predicted model, not a curated record. The transcript has a single exon. Lineage: Eukaryota; Viridiplantae; Streptophyta; Magnoliopsida; Fagales; Fagaceae. Bases 1 to 462 code for a protein of 153 amino acids.
AUGACGUUGACUCUAGAAGAGGAGGAGGUGAUAGAGAUUUUGGAAGAGGGUCGAAUGAAAGAUAUAGAGGAAUGCUCACAGAGUCUAAUUGGAAAGUUCCUUACUUGUAAACCGUUCAAUAAGAAGGUGGCGCAGAAUACAUUGAGGAGAGCCUGGGGUUUGACUGAGGAACUACAAAUAGUAGAGGUGGGUUCAAAUUUGUUCCAAUUCAAGUUUAAAUCUGAAUUUGAAUUGGAGCGAGUGUUUAAGGGGGGACCUUGGACUUUUGAUAACCAAGCAUUGAUGCUUCGACGGUGGGAGCCAAGAAUGACAGCGACUAAUGUAAUGUUUGAGACGAUAGCCAUGUGGAUACAAAUAUGGGAUGCUCCUUUUGAUAUGAAAUCCCCAAUAGUUGCGGCGGAGAUAGGGAAACGUUUGGGGGAGGUAGUUGAAGUGGAGAAGAGAAGGUCACAAGACACAUAG